This is a messenger RNA of Triticum aestivum (bread wheat), 3407 nucleotides long. Its product is annotated as pentatricopeptide repeat-containing protein At2g22410, mitochondrial. Gene Ontology annotation, molecular function: RNA binding; protein binding. Lineage: Eukaryota; Viridiplantae; Streptophyta; Magnoliopsida; Poales; Poaceae. Gene Ontology annotation, biological process: RNA modification. The transcript is spliced from 5 exons. The record is from RefSeq and is a predicted model, not a curated record. The coding region runs from base 3 to 1934 and encodes 643 amino acids.
CAAUGCCUCCGCCAGCGCCUUCCCGCCUCCUGGCCGUCCUCUCCGCCCGCCCCCCUCCGCCGCUCCGCCGCCUCCUGCAGCUCCACGCGCACCUCCUCACCGCCGGCCUCAUCUCCGCCCCGUCCCCACUCCCCUUCGCCUCAAGCCUCGUCGUGGCACUCGCCCACUCCGACGACCCGCGCGGCGGCCCCCGCCCGCUCCUCCACGCGCUCGCCCUCCUCGCCUCCCUGCCCUCCCCGCCCGACUACGCGCGCCCCUACAACGCCGCGCUCCGCGCCCUCUCCCUUGCCACGCACCGCGGCCUCGUCCCGCGGUGCCUCCCGCUCUACCGCUCGCUCCUCCUCUCCGCCCGCCCGGACCACCUCACCUUCCCCUUCCUGCUCAAGGCGUGCGCGUUCCUGCAGGAGCGGGGCUACGGGGACGCUGUCCUAGGGCACGUCUUCAGGCUCGGGUUCCACGCGGACGUCUUCGUGGUGAACGCCGCGGUGCACUUUCUUGCGGUGCGCGCGUCCAUGGCGGAGGCGCGCAGGCUGUUCGAUCAAAUGCCUGUGAGGGAUCUGGUGUCGUGGAACACGCUGAUUGGCGGCUAUGUGCGAAGGGGCGUACCUGGGGAGGCCUUGGAGGUGUUCUGGAGGAUGACAGAGGACGGGACGCUGGCGCCUGACGAGGUGACGAUGAUUGGGGUCGUGUCAGGGUGCGGGCAGCUGCGGGAUCUGGAGCUUGGGAAGAGACUCCAUGGAUACGUGGAGAGCAAUGGAGUGAGGUGCACUGUGAGGCUGAUGAAUGUGCUAAUGGACAUGUAUGUCAAAUGCGGCGAUUUGGAGCGGGCCAAGUCUGUGUUCGAGAGGAUUGAUCGCAAAACGGUUGUUUCAUGGACAACCAUGAUUGUUGCCUAUACAAAGUUUGGGCUGAUGGACGAUGCGAGGAGGGUGUUUGAUGAGAUGCCUGAAAGGGACGCAUUCCCGUGGAAUGCGCUGAUGGCCGGUUAUGUGCAGUGUAAGCAGGGCAAGGAGGCUCUUGGAUUGUUUCAUGAGAUGCAGGAAGCAAAGGUGAAGCCUGAUGAGAUUACCAUGGUCAAUCUUUUAUCGGCUUGCUCGCAGCUUGGAGCGCUAGAAAUGGGUAUGUGGGUUCAUCAUUACAUCGACCGACACCGGCUUUCACUUAGUGUUACACUAGGCACAAAUCUAGUUGACAUGUACGCGAAGUGUGGGAACAUUGAGAAGGCCAUCCAUGUUUUCAGAGGUUUGCCGGAGAAAAAUGCGCUCACAUGGACAGCAAUGUUAUGUGGCCUGGCAAAUCAUGGACGUGCUGAUGAGGCAAUACAAUACUUCCGGAGAAUGAUAGAGCUUGGAUUGCAGCCUGAUGAGAUUACAUUCAUAGGGGUUCUGUCUGCAUGUUGUCAUGCUGGCCUGGUUAAAGAAGGCCGCGAUUUUUUUUCCCUACUGGUCUCAAAAUAUCACCUUGAGAGGAAAAUGAAACAUUAUUCAUGUAUGAUAGACUUGCUAGGCAGAGCAGGUCAUUUAGAUGAAGCAGAACAUCUAGUAAACACCAUGCCAAUGGAGCCUGAUGCAGUAGUGUGGGGUGCUCUCUUCUUUGCUUGUAGGAUGCACAGUAAUAUUACUCUGGGUGAAAGGGCAGCAAUGAAAUUAGUAGAGCUUGACCCGAGCGACAGUGGAAUAUAUGUGCUACUGGCUAACAUGUAUGUAGAGGCAGGAAUGAAGAAGAAGGCUGAUAAAGUGAGGGUGAUGAUGAGGCACUUGGGAGUGGAAAAAGUUCCUGGAUGUAGUUGCAUCGAGCUAAAUGGGGUGGUUCAUGAAUUUAUUGUGAAGGACAAAUCACAUACAGACAGUGAUGCUAUCUAUGACUGCUUGCAUGAGAUCACGCAACAAAUAAGGCACACUGCAAACAUGAUUGACAUUUAUGCAACUGGUUGAGGCCUGCAAGAUGUGAUAUGUUUGAUUAUUUUGCGCAACUCAAUCAUCUCGUGAGUUAUGCCAGGCAAUGUGCUAAGAUAAGUAGGAUUUGCUGAUGUCCAUCAAACUUUGGGCCAUUACAUCAGCAUUAUGGCUCUUUUACAGCUUACCAGUCUAUGAAAAUAGCAAUUCCAGUGCAGAUGCUCAAGGCAGUAUCUCAAUUCAAAAGUCCUUUGAAUUCUGUUAGGCUGGUAAAGAGAGCAGGAAGCAGAUCCAUCUGUGAAGUUUUUAACUUUCACCUCCAUAUCCGGAGCACGAAACGUCGCUUGCAUCUGUUGGACCUGGACCUUCUCGGAGUGUGAUUCAAUGUCUGCUGACAGCCUAUUCCUCGGCAAAUGCCACGAAGAUUGGACGAGCUGAGGUCAAUUUGGUUAGUUCAUUACCUAAACUUCUAUAAUCGCUAGUCAAUGAAGAAACGCCAUGCCAAUUGUUCUGCAAUUGCAGCCCGUAAGGAUUGGAUAUUAAAGUAGUGUGCUUUCCAAAAUAAUAAUAUUUGAGCAGUAGUAGAUUGUAGGAUUGUAUUGUUAUUUGAGGGCUAAAGUUAUGACCUGGAGGGCAUGUCAGUAAGCUAUCCAUAUCACUACAGGUCAGACAAAGAGCAGGUCAAGUAAGUAUCUCCUUGGGAUCAAGCUCAAAUUCCGCAAGCGUUGCUCAAUGUUGCUGGUUCCGAUUCCUUCCUUUCUUGACUGAACCAAGCUUCACAUAACAGCUUCAAAUGAAUGUGAAAAUGUGAUAGAAUAAGGAGCAAGAGUCCAGUACUGGAUUUCAAAACGCUGCUUCGAAUUUCUCAAAUUUGCAAGUAAUAUCUAAUAUGUACUCACGAACUUGGCGUCAAGGAAAUGAAGGCACCGAACAUACAAGGGAUGAAAGUGGAUACAAAGGAAGAACAUGAAAAGCGUGCUAGUGCAUACCAACUCUGUGAACAAAGGUACAAUUUCCCCUAUCCUGUGGUUUGAUGGUAUGAGAUCCCAAGGCCUUUUCGCCUUGUCACUCUCCCCCUUCUCAUCGGCGAAAGAAAUAUGCUCAUUCGGAGAGAGAUUCAGCUGUUGCAAGACCUGGGCCAGAGAACAAGACAUUAUAGAUUUGCAUGUAAACAUUGCCUGAAUGCAAGUAAUUCAGAAGUUGGUGACAAACAUCUUUUGAGAAGGACGGCAUGAAAGGCUCUAGCAAACAAGCGAGAAGGUAGAAAACCGGAGUCAAAUCCCGUGCAAGUUAAAUGAUGCAGAGUAGAAAUGAAAUCAGCAAAGGAAGGAACAAGAGCUUACUUGAAGGUAAGCAUUUCCCUCACUAGAGAUGGCCAUUGCAAUCUUCAGCCCUUGUUUUAGUUUGACCUGUUAACGGCAACGUUUAUGUCACAUAAAUGCUUCAGAUCUAUGGUACUUAUUCAGAUUUAUUCACUAGUACAAUUCGGAUUUCACACAAUUCAGGUUAAUG